Molecule: messenger RNA, 243 nt
Organism: Gongylonema pulchrum
Lineage: Eukaryota; Metazoa; Nematoda; Chromadorea; Rhabditida; Gongylonematidae
Source: the annotation of a GenBank genome assembly
CGCGCAAUGGGAAGGCGCUUCUUGAGCGAAGAAAGGUUGGUUACCUUCAUCGCUGAAAUCGAAGCGAUUGCCAAUUUCAGGCCACUCACUAAAGUAAAGAAAGGUCCAGUGGAAGUUUUGCGUCCAAUUGACUUUAUUAAUCCUUUGGCAAGAAUUGGAAAUCCUUUAGAAGAAACUGGAGAAGAUGAGGAUUAUCAGAUAAACAUCAGACUGCCGACGAAAGAGGGACUAAUGGAUGGUUAG